CGCCGCCGCCGCCGCUCGGAGCAGGAGGCCGGAGCAGCAGGAUGCCGUUCUCCUGACGCCCAUCCCGGCAGGAUGUCGGGCCCCGGCGAGCGCUGGCCGGCGCUGGAGUCGGUGGGGCUGAGCCGCAAGGAGCUGGCGCUGGCCGAGGCGCUGCAGAUGGAGUACGACGCUUUAUCCCGGCUCCGCCAGGACAAGGAGGAGAGCCGGGCGCGGCGGGAGCGGCUCCGCCAGCGUCCCCUCGUCCCCCGGGACGAUCCCUCCGGCACCGGCGGCAUCAAAGCGGCGCGGGGGCUCUCGGGCUCCGACCCCGCGCUCAGCUGCAGCGUCCCCGAGGGUCCCCGGGCGCCGCCGGCUCCCGGCCCUUCUCCCGGGAAGGCUCCGCGGGGCGGGGAGCGCCUCUUCAUCCUCGGGGAGCCCCUCGACGCCUCCCGGCCCCGCCACGGCGCCGGCUCCCCCCAGAAAAAGCUCUCCCCGCCGCCGCUGCCCCCCCGGCAGCCGCUGUGGGGCCGAUCCGAGGGCGGCCGGGGCUCGGGGAAGGCGUCGCCGCCGUCCCCCGGGGGCCGGGGACGGCCCAGGGACGUGAACGUGUUCUCGGCGGAGCAGGAAAAGCUCCCGGAGCGCCGCAUCUCCCGGGAGGAUCCCUACGGCCUGGACGCCGUCACCUGCCUCAACCUCAAGUCCACCUACGAGCCCGAGGCGCCGCGGGAAGCUCCCCGGGGCUGGAAGGAGGGCAGGAGCAUCCUGGAGAAGGAAUCCAGUGGGAAGCCGGUGGCGCGGAGCAAGACCUUGCCCCCCCAGGUGCCCCCGCGCGCGGGCGGCCGGAGGAACCUGGCGCCCAACAGGAACCGCAGGAUCUCCGUGGAGCCCGUGGCUCCCCGGCCGCACUCCUUGGCCAACGGCUGCGAGCUCUUCGAGGUGUCUGAGGAGCGGGACGAGGAGGUGGCCGCCUUCUGUCACAUGCUGGACGUGCUGCGCUCCAGCUCCGGCAGCCAGGAUUAUCCCGGGACGGGCCUGGUGUGGAACGCCGUGAACGCGAGCCCGGAGCAGCCGGGGCACGGCGUCAGCCUGAAGGUGACGGUGGUGUGCGACAGCCUGAGGGAGCCGCUCACCUUCACCUGCGACUGCUCCUCCACCGUGGACCUGCUCAUUUACCAGGCCCUGUGCUACACCCACGACGAGCUCGGCGCCGUGGACGUCGAGGAUUUCCUGCUCAAAAUCUGCGGCCUGGAGGAAUUCCUGCAGAACAAACACGCGCUGGGCAGCCACGAGCACAUCCAGCACUGCAGGAAAUUCGACAUCGACAUCCGGCUGCAGCUGCUGCGGAGGAGCGGGGCACGAACCGAGCUGGCCCGGACGGCCAGCGAUGACCGCAGCCCCUCCACCCUCAACCACUGCAUCCACCUGCAGGAGCGGCCGAUCAAACAGACCAUCAGCAGGCAGGCCCUGAGUCUCCUCUUCGACACCUUCCACAACGAGGUGGACGCGUUCCUGGCGGCCGAGGGCGACGUCCCGCUGCGGGCCGAGCGCGUGGUGCAGGCGGUCAUGGCCAUCUGCAGCGCCCUGGCCGCCGUGGAGUCCCAGGAGAUCACCGCCGCCCUCAACCAGAUGCCGCCCUGCCCGUCGCGAAUGCAGCCCAAAAUCCAGAAGGAUCCAACUGUUCUGGCCAAGAGGGAAAAUCGAGAGCGGAUCGUGGAGAGCCUCACGGCCGCCAUCCUCAGCCUGGUGGAGCUCUACUGCAGCACCUUCAACGCGGAUUUCCAGCCGGCCGCGCCCGGGAGCCGCCGGCCGGGAGCGGCGCAGGAGGCGCGGCUGCUGCCCUGCGCCCUGGCCUUCACCGUGUACGCCACGCACCGCAUCCCCAUCACCUGGGCCGCCAGUUAUGAAGAUUUCUACCUCUCGUGCUCCCUCAGCCACGGCGGGAAGGAGCUGUGCAGCCCCCUGCUCACCAGGAAGGCCCACGUCCACAAAUACCUCUUCCACCUGAUCAUUUGGGACCAGCAGAUCUGCUUCCCGGUCCAGGUGAACCGGCUGCCCCGGGAGACGCUGCUCAGUGUCACCCUCUUCGCCGUCCCCGUGCCACCCCCCGGCGGCUCCUCGGACGCCAGCCGCCAGCGGCGGGUCCCCGAGGCCCUGGGCUGGGUCACCACCCCCCUCUUCAACUUCAGGCAGGUCCUGACCUGCGGGCGGAAGCUCCUGGGCCUGUGGCCGGCCACUCAGGACAACUCCAGGGCCAGGUCGAGCGCCCCGAACUUCAACCAACCCGACAGCGUCAUCCUGCAGAUCGAUUUCCCCACCUCGGCGUUCGAGGUGCAGUUCUCCAGCCCGCCCGCCGCCAGCCUCGGCCCCACCUACGAGUUCGGGAGCCUGGCGGAGGAGGAGCAGCGCCAGCUGCGGGAGGCCAUGCAGAAAAAGUCGCUCUACUGGCUGACGGACGCCGACCGGCAGCGGCUGUGGGAGAAGCGGUGCCACUGCCACGCGUCCCCGGGCGCGCUGCCCAUGCUGCUGGCCAGCGCCCCGAGCUGGGACUGGGGCUGCCUGCCCGACAUCUACGCCCUGCUCAGCCACUGGAGCUCCGCCAGCCACCAGGACGCCCUGGGGCUGCUGCACGCCACGUUCCCGGACCAGGAGGUGAGGAGGACGGCCGUGCGGUGGAUCGACUCCAUCUCGGACGCGGAGCUGCUGGAUUACCUGCCCCAGCUGGUCCAGGCCCUCAAGUACGAGUGCUACCUGGACAGUCCCCUGGUGCGCUUCCUGAUGAAGAGAGCCAUCUGUGACCUCAAGAUCACGCACUACUUCUUCUGGCUGCUGAAGGACGGCCUCAAGGACUCGCAGUUCAGCAUCCGGUACCAGUACCUGCUGGCCGCGCUGCUGUGCUGCUGCGGGAAGGGGCUGCGCGAGGAGUUCGACCGGCAGUGCCUGCUGGUCAGCACGCUGGCCAGGCUGGCGCAGCAGGUGCGGGACGCCGCCCCGUCCGCCCGCCAGGGAAUCCUGCGCGAGGGGCUGGAGGACGUGGCGCAGUUCUUCCAGGCCCACGGCUCGUGCCGGCUGCCGCUGAGCCCCAGCCUGCUGGUCAAGGGCAUCGUGCCCCGGGACUGCUCCUACUUCAACUCCAACGCCGUCCCGCUGAAGCUCUCCUUCCAGAACGUGGAUCCGCUCGGGGAGAACAUCCGCGUCAUCUUCAAGUGUGGCGAUGACCUGCGGCAGGACAUGCUGACGCUGCAGAUGAUCCGCAUCAUGAACAAGAUCUGGGUGCAGGAGGGGCUGGACAUGCGCAUGGUCAUCUUCCGCUGCUUCUCCACCGGCCGCGGGCGAGGCAUGGUGGAGAUGAUCCCCAACGCCGAGACCCUGCGGAAGAUCCAGGUGGAGCACGGCGUGACCGGCUCCUUCAAGGACCGGCCGCUGGCGGACUGGCUGCAGAAACACAACCCCAAGGAGGACGAGUACGAGAAGGCCGUGGAAAACUUCAUCUACUCCUGCGCCGGCUGCUGCGUGGCCACCUACGUGCUGGGCAUCUGCGACAGGCACAACGACAACAUCAUGCUCAAGACCACGGGCCACAUGUUCCACAUCGAUUUCGGCAGGUUCCUGGGCCACGCCCAGAUGUUCGGCAACAUCAAGAGGGACCGGGCGCCCUUCGUCUUCACCUCGGACAUGGCGUACGUCAUCAACGGCGGGGACAAGCCCUCCAGCCGCUUCCACGACUUCGUGGACCUGUGCUGCCAGGCCUACAACCUGAUCCGCAAGCACACCCACCUCUUCCUCAACCUGCUGGGGCUGAUGCUGUCCUGCGGCAUCCCCGAGCUCUCCGACCUGGAGGACCUCAAGUACGUCUACGACGCGCUGAGGCCGCAGGACUCCGACGCCGACGCCACCACCUACUUCACCAGGUUGAUCGAGUCCAGCCUGGGCAGCGUGGCCACCAAGCUCAACUUCUUCAUCCACAACCUGGCGCAGAUGAAGUUUGCGGGCUCGGAGGCGCGGCCGGCGCUGUCCUUCGCCCCCCGCGCGCACAGCCUCAAAACGUCCGGCCGGAUCCGCGACGUCUUCCUGUGCCGCCACGAGAGGGUCUUCAACCCCAGCAAGGGCUACACCUACGUGGUGAAGGUGCAGCGUGACGGCGAGGUGACCUUCGUGCAGCGCACCUUCGAGGAGUUCCAGGAGCUGCACAACAAACUGCGCCUCCUCUUCCCUUCCUCGCUGCUGCCCAGCUUCCCCAGCAGGUUCGUCAUCGGGCGCUCGCGGGGCGAGGCGGCGGCCGAGCGGCGCAAGGACGAGCUCAACGGCUACGUCUGGCACCUGAUCCACGCCGCCCCCGAGGUGGCAGAGUGUGACCUCGUCUACACCUUCUUCCACCCCCUGCCCCGCGACGAGAAGGCGGCCGGAAGCAACCCGGCCCCGAAGGCGGCAGACUCCACGUGGGCUCGGUCCCUGGGCAGGGUCGGCGGGGAGGUGAAGCUCUCCAUCUCCUACAAGAACAGCAAGCUCUUCAUCAUGGUGAUGCACAUCCGAGGGCUGCCGCCCCUGCACGACGGCAACGACCCCGACCCCUACGUCAAGACCUACCUGCUGCCCGACCCGCAGAAAACCACCAAGAGGAAAACCAAAGUGGCCCGAAAAACCUGCAACCCCACCUACAACGAGAUGCUGGUGUACGACGGGAUCCCCCGCGGGGACCUGGAGCAGCGGGAGCUGCGGCUGAGCGUGCUGAGCGAGGAAGGGUUUUGGGAGAACAUCCUGCUGGGAGAGGUGGGGAUUCGCCUCCGCGACCUGGACCUGGCGCAGGAGAAGAUGGGCUGGUUCGCCCUGGGCUCCCGCGGCCACGGCACGCUGUGAGCCCCCGCGGGGACCCCCGGGCGCGGACCCCCCCCCCCGGAAUUGCGCUCGCUGCCCCGGGUGGAUUCUUGGUUUUGGGUUUUUUUUGAGUUUACCUUGUGUCAA
Messenger RNA from Hirundo rustica (Barn swallow), 4938 nucleotides. It is a transcript of the gene PIK3C2B, whose product is annotated as phosphatidylinositol-4-phosphate 3-kinase catalytic subunit type 2 beta. Lineage: Eukaryota; Metazoa; Chordata; Aves; Passeriformes; Hirundinidae. The record is from RefSeq and is a predicted model, not a curated record. The coding region runs from base 73 to 4833 and encodes 1586 amino acids. The transcript is spliced from 33 exons. Gene Ontology annotation, biological process: phosphatidylinositol-mediated signaling; phosphatidylinositol 3-kinase/protein kinase B signal transduction; cell migration. Gene Ontology annotation, molecular function: 1-phosphatidylinositol-4-phosphate 3-kinase activity; 1-phosphatidylinositol-3-kinase activity; phosphatidylinositol binding. Gene Ontology annotation, cellular component: plasma membrane; cytoplasm; phosphatidylinositol 3-kinase complex.